AUGUUAGAAAUCAAAAACAACGUACUAAAUCUUUUUCCAACAGACGACCUUGGGCACCCGACGUCGCCGCAGUCACUACGAAAUGGACAGGAGGCGAGUGUGGACUUUCAAAACAAAAUGAUUCCAAUGACGACAAUGGUACCCUGCGGUUCUGAACAUAUUCAUGAUGUCACCGCAUCGGAGCCCCUCAUGAUUGAGAAAUUGGCCCGCCUUGAACGAGACAUGGCACGUCUCAAAUCUGUUAAUCUUGGGCUUCUUCAGCAUUCUUUAGAUUUGCAAUCCACCCUUAAGUCUUCCGAGAUCGAGCUUGCGGCAAAUAAGCAAGAAAUCGCUCUUAUCAGAGAUGAGGGCAAUACAAAGUCUGUCAGUGACUUUGUGAAUGCUGCCGUUCGUGAGCACGCUGCUUUACGUCGGCAAAGUGAACUUGCCCUUAUUCAGGUGAAGCGAUUGAAGAUCCAGCUGACGGCUACAGAAGCCAAUUACCAGGUCGUUGCCAACGAAGCCACUUCGUACAAACUUAGCGCGUACCGGUUAUAUCGCAGGUAUAUAGAGGAAAUGGUUGCUGUGGUGGACUACAUACGCUUCCUACAGCGUUCUUGCAAAGGAUCUAUAUCACCGCAUCGGGCUGAGAUCAUGGAUAAACGUUUUCGCUUAAUCCUUGACGAAUUAAACUUGGCCUGUGAACGCAAUAAAUCUUUGGUCACUGACCUAUCGGAUAAACUGAACGAUAUCAAGACAUUCAAACAACAAAUUUCAUUUCUAAGGAUGGAGAAAAAGCCUGGUGGAAACGACGCUAUUGAGCAACAGUUCCUGGAUGCUCGAUCAACCACGCGUAGUGCUAUACACAAGUUUACUGAGUGUGAAGAAAACCUUAAGUUUAGUGAGGCUAAAGCUCAGAGAAUGGAAGUCUAUACUAAGGAACUUUCGGAAGAAAUUGCCCGUCUUGAGUUCCGUUGCUGGAACAUGAAACCUUUAGAAGAGGCUUCAUAUGAAAAGCUACUUCACCUGCGGGAUACUGUAUUCGCCAAAGCAGAGGCCCCACCUUUAGCAGUUCAGCCAAUAGAGACGGUUUCGCUUCAUGGUGGGACUGGUGAAACUGGCAAAAUGUAUCUCGGUGCGGAUGAUGAUGACACCGCAAUACGAGAAUACAAAACGUCAAUCUUGAAGCAAAAGGAACUGGCUCGCGAGUGCACUGGCCUAAGGGCAGAACUCGAUGCAAAGUCUCGUGAGAUACAGACGCUCACCUCUAACGUCCAUAACUUGCAAGACAACAUAAAGCAUUUAGAGAAUAAGACAAUCUUGUAUCAGGGACAACUUGAAGGCGAGCGUGUCAAGGCGGAAGAAAGGGAGGCUCGACUGAGGAAAGCUCAUGAGGUGCAGUCUGAGGUGGCAUGGAAGGCGACUGAACGCAAUUGCGACUGCUUGCGCGAUAUGGUGCAGAGGAAGGAUAAAGAAAUUCAUCAACUUCAGCGGCAGCUUCACGCGGAGCGGCAAAAAUAUGCCGAACUGAAGCUCGAGGACGCAAGCCGAUUAGAGCGAUUCCAUGAAAGGAUGUUCUCUGAGAAUGAGGCCAUGAUCGAGCGCUUCAAGAAUGCGGUACAAGAUAAAGCUGAUAUUGGCAAUGAUAAUGAACAAUCGCAGCCAGCACUUUUAGGUACUGAUAAUUCUAUCUUCGAGCAGCUACGCGGUUUGACUAGCGACAAUAUUCGUUUAAAGAGAGAACUUCAGGAGGCUCAAGCUGCAAAUGUAGUUCUGGAGUCGCAACUAAGCCAGCAAAAUCAGGACCUCCAAAGCGUUGCACAGACAAUGAUCGGUUCAGGAUUUAAAGUGAGUAUUUCAGGCCUGCAUGUGGAUGGAACCGGUGGCGAGCGAGUCGUCCAAUCCCACUCUUCUGUCAAAGAACCUGUUUCACCUUCACUCGGUGUAUCGACCGCUUGUCAGCCUGCUUCUAAUGUGAUUAAACGCACCGAUAUUUUAACCGGGAUCAUUAAUAAUCAAGGAGCUAUGAUCGAAAGUUUACGACAACGUGAAGUAGCAUUGUCAAAUGAACUACAACAGGAAAAGAAACUCCAUAACAAGGCUUACACCGCAUUACACGAGCUACAGUCACAUCAGGUUGAACAAGAAGGCACGUUACGGUUAGCAACCCAAGUGUCUACCGUCGCGUCCGACUCCGCGCUUGUUCGUGAGCUGCGUUCUAAUAUACUUUAUUUAGAACUGGAGCUUCGCAAUACCAAAGAAGCCCUUGAUCAAGAGAAAAUAUUAUCCAAUCGACUCCAGACUGACGUAGAGGACUGGAAGAAACAUUUGGAAAGUUUGCAGUUAGAGGUGUCACACCAGCGAAUAGAGGUUGAGAGCUCCGUACACUUGUCUGCUCUAAAUCAAGCACUCCAAAGCGAUUUAGGUGCAGUAAAAGAGCAAAAUGAAAAGUUGAUGACUGCAGUAUCAUUGCUUAAGGAUAAGCUAAUGGUAGAGGCUCAGAAAGGAAGUGAAACUACACGACAGCACCAUCAGGAAUUGGCACUAGCACGGCGUAUGGGGGUCAUCCAGAAUGAGUCCAUGCAACAUAUAAAAGUGCUUGAUCACCGCAUCAAAUCGAUUCAACAAGAGUUAAAUGAGCGUGUUGAAAAGGAGAAAGAAGCAUUGACCCGGUAUGAAGAUACACAACGCAUGGUUUAUCAGCUUCAUCAAAAUUUGCGUCACAAGGAAGCUGAUUUAGUUAAAUUGAAGCAGCAGCUUCAUCAUCUGCACGCUGAAAAAGGCCGACCUGGGGUAGAUCUUCAUUUUUCAGGAAAGACCCAGGUGCAGUCAAUUUUUAGAGAGAAAGGAAUCCAAGUUAUAGCCACUGAUUUAAACCCAGGUGCUGGUACCCUUGCACCCUACCCCUGUGCACCCACAAUCAUUCAGCCUUCUGCUGUUGAUACUAUGGCAACGUUAUCAACAGAUUACCCCUCUCAUGCAAAGUCCGUUAGCACGGGAAUAGCACAGAAAGAAAAUAAUGUGUCAUUAAUCGUUCGGAAAGCACGUAAGAUGGAAUUUGAUAACCUUCAGUGCAUUUCGGAGCUCCGUAGCCAACUGGCGCGCACUGAAAAAGACUUAGCUGAUGCGAGAGAGCAUCUCACAGCUGCUCAUGAAAACAAUUCCAAACUUCGUCAACAACUUCGGUCUCAUAAAAAGGACAUGGAGGAGAUGGGGAAGCGGCACGUAUGUGAGGUGGCUCAACUACGUUCUUUUAUAGUUUCAAAUAGGCAUCCACCCAAGACUACAAAAGAUGCGCCUUUGGCAACAGACCCGCAGCAGCACAUAGCGAUCCCCAAGUCAAAUUUCCAAGCUCGGGAUAAUGUUGAAUUGGUGAAAUCACAAGCCAUCCAGCAACAGGAGCAGCAACAUGAUGGCAUUGUUAAAGGGCUUUAUCGGCAAUUGCAAGUGGACGUUCCGGCAAAUGAGAACACACUACACCGCCACAUUGUUAAACUGAAUGCAACCAUCGACCGCCUAGUAGACAGACUGGCUCAUACAGAGCGCUCUAGCCCAGAUGAAGUUCGACGCACUUACAGUGUGCCAAAUACAGAAAAAGAGAAGAGUAUUGCUGCUUUGCAAGAUGAAUUAUUGAAGAAGGAUGAUGUUAUUCAAAAUUUACAUUCCACGCAAGAAAGCUUGAAUUUACAGAUCAGCCGCUUGCAGAGCCGCAUAAUGGAGUGCACGGAUUCGGGGAAGUCCGUUAGUAAAUCAAAGAAGCUUCUUCAAGAGCAGCUGCUGUCAACGCAGAAAGCACAACACAACCAAAUGGAAGCUAUGGUUGCCACCAUUGGUAACGUGAAAGUACUGAUUGAGCACCUUCGCGUUAAAAAUUCUGAGCUCACUCUACAGACAUCACAUAUGGCCAAGUACGAUGAGGCCUUGUCCGAGAUGAGACGUCUUCGUAGCAAAUUAGGCGCCAUCCAAGAUAAUUUUAUGGAUCUUUUGCGUAUAUCUAGCGCAUUAGCGCAAUCAGCUGUAGCUUAUCCUUCAGAUCGACAUCCCAGAUUGCGGCAAAGAUUACCCAUCACACGGACAGAGGUGGAUGGACCCGAUGUGCAGCCCGAGACGUUUCAGACCCCAACAGUAGGCCAAGCACACCACACUUUGGCCGAGGGGUGA
Molecule: messenger RNA, 4140 nt
Organism: Phytomonas sp. Hart1
Lineage: Eukaryota; Euglenozoa; Kinetoplastea; Trypanosomatida; Trypanosomatidae
Source: the annotation of a GenBank genome assembly